UUUAAAUGCACUUUUGGAUGUAUACGUGCUCCCCGAGGGGCUGGCUUUAGGAACAGAGGGUAAGUCGACUGUGCUUGUAAAUUUUGAAAAUUUUAAGGUUCAAAAGUACUUCAUGUGAGUCAACAAUUAUGGUACGGCGUACAUCCGACGGAUACAAAAUAACAAAUUACCAAACUGUGCAUAACCAUCCAUGCACAGCAAGUUUCAUGUCCACCGAUGUAUCUAGACGUCGGCUAUCAUCUGAAGAAAUGACAGUUGUACAACCGUUCAUUGAAAGGAACACUGAUGUCCAUGAAGUCAUGGAUUUUGCGCAUGAGAAAUUCAGCAAAGUGCUCCUGUAUAAUGAUAUUAAAAACAUGCGAGCUAUGAUGAAUAAACGUAAGUCGUAUCAAAAUAAAUGGGACAGUAGAGUAGAAAUCGGUAGUUUAGAAGACCUUCUUCAUCGACUGAGGCAGACAGGUCCAGUUAGUGUUCUGCAGGACAAUGCAGACUUUGUAUCGAAAAUUAUUUUCGCGCGUAAUGAUAUGAUAGACCUCUAUCAUAAGUUUCCAGAAGUAGUUGGAAUUGAUUCUACCUAUAAAACGAAUAAGAUGGGAUGGCCUUUAUAUCAGUUUGUUGUGACUGAUGGAUUCGGAAGAGGAAGGACUGUUUUGUUUGCUGUUACUAGGAGGGAACGGUUUGCAGAUAUGAAGGAGAUAUUGCAAACGUUUAAGGGAUUUAUGGGUGAUAUAUCGAAAACACAAACAUUCACUGUCGACUGUGCAACUGCACAGAUCAAAGCUAUAAAGGAGGAAUUCCCCAGGUGCAGCAUUAUUUUAUGUCUUUUCCAUGUAUGCCAGGCAUUCAGAAGGAGGUUCCCAAAUCAACGUGUUAAAAAAUGGUUGUAUCGAAUGGCGCACACGCGCAGUUAUGACAGGUAGGUUAACAAAUCACAAUUUAUUGCCGAAGGUUUUGGAAUUACCUCAACCUCAUAAGUAUUAUAGACGCCGAGGCUGGUGCUUACGUUAGAAGGUACUGGCUAAGGACACGGAAAUAUUGGGCCGCAUCAUGCAACCGGUUCACCAUCAGUAUGGGGAACAAUACUAACAACAGAGUGGAGAACGCUCAUAGGCAGUUGAAAAGGUAUUUACGUAAAGGUGAUCCGCUGGAACUGACACUAUGGAAAAUAUGGAGGUGGAUUGACCACACAACCAUACGUAAAAUACAUCAAGGCCAGUGGAUGCUUCGUAAAUACUACAAUUACGAUGUAAGUUUCAAGAUAAUUUACGAUUUCUCCUAGGUGCAAACUUCACUGCAGUCUAAAUUACGGUGUCUCACUCCGUUUGCUGCCCAGAAAGUUGUCUUAGACUUGCAAAGGCGCAUGUUCUUCUUUCUUUCAAUAUCUUCCACCGCAGUCAAUUACGCAGAAGGAAGUCACAUCUUCUUCGUAAACAGAAAUGAGGCGAAAUGCACAUGUUGGACAUACUGUGCAUACAAUUUGCCAUGUGCACAUGUCGUUGAGGCGUUCUUAAACUCAUAUCUAAACUGUGGUAUGUUCCAUUUCUUUAAAUGUUACUCUUAGAUAUUCUGAGAAAUAGUGAGAGGUGGACACGUCUAUAUAACACAGAGGACAACAUUCCGCGAGCCAUCCGCAUAGCACCUGAACCAAACAACGCGUUCCGAAAUGCUUAUGAACGUCUCAGAUGUCGUCUCAUCCGUCUGAACCAAAGAAAUCCAAAUGGUACACUGCAGAAAAUAGACGAGGUCAUUAGAAAUUUAGACGAUAUGCUAACAAAUGAUCCACAAACAACUUUAAGAUUACGGCGUGCCCCUGUUAAUCGAUUAUUCUUGUGAAAAUGUUUGUACUAACUUAUUGUUUCCAUUUGUAUCCAUAAUAAAAACAUGUAUAUCUACAAUGCUGUUACACUUUCUUUCCCUUCAAAUGC
Messenger RNA from Trichobilharzia szidati, 1925 nucleotides. NCBI's taxonomy places the organism in Eukaryota, Metazoa, Platyhelminthes, Trematoda, Strigeidida, Schistosomatidae. The record is from the annotation of a GenBank genome assembly.